AUGCCAUGUCUUGACGAAAGUACUUACGUCACUAAAUCUGCACGUUUAGCUGUUUUUGCUCGAUAUUGUGUAGGAAAUGUCAUUAAAGAAGAAUUAAUUGAGACAACUUCGUUGCCAACAACCACAAAGGACACAGAUAUUUAUGCUGCAACGAUUUUAGAAGAAGCUAAAUCGAAGAAGCCAUGCCGGAAGUUCAAUACUACAGGUCAUUGUGAAUUCGGAAGUAAUUGCAAAUAUUCUCAUUUAACUGCAGACGAUAUUUUAAAUCUCAUGGAACAAGCCAAUCAAGAAAAAUUAGGAACUAAAGGAAAGAAGCCAAGGACAGAUCCAGAUAUUGAUUCAUGGGUACAAACUAAAUCGUUGAAAGUGGCUCAAUCCUCUAAUAAAGGCCCUUCAGAUCCAGUAAAACCUGUCUUACCACCAAUUAUUUCCAACAUUCCUAGUCUUCCUCCUUCUCUUAUUCCGUGUAAACCAUCUGAACUUCUGAAUAUUAAAAAAGAUGCAGGGAAUCACUGGGGUUAA
This is a messenger RNA of Argiope bruennichi, 522 nucleotides long. Its product is annotated as zinc finger matrin-type protein 5-like. The record is from RefSeq and is a predicted model, not a curated record. The coding region runs from base 1 to 522 and encodes 173 amino acids. The transcript has 4 exons. Gene Ontology annotation, molecular function: metal ion binding. NCBI's taxonomy places the organism in Eukaryota, Metazoa, Arthropoda, Arachnida, Araneae, Araneidae. Gene Ontology annotation, cellular component: U12-type spliceosomal complex.